This is a messenger RNA of Oreochromis niloticus (Nile tilapia), 2392 nucleotides long. RefSeq lists its product as uncharacterized. The record is from RefSeq and is a predicted model, not a curated record. The coding region runs from base 574 to 1533 and encodes 319 amino acids. Gene Ontology annotation, molecular function: nucleic acid binding. The transcript is spliced from 3 exons. Lineage: Eukaryota; Metazoa; Chordata; Actinopteri; Cichliformes; Cichlidae.
UUUUUCUCAGUUGCUUUGGUGCAUUUCUCACAACAGAAUUAAACUUUGCACAAUAGUUAGUUCAACCUCCACAACAUGUAGUCGUUUUGGCACAACCUUGUGGCGGUUUCAUGUUCAUUUCGUCCAAAGGCAAAUGCCUUUGGACAUGAAGCAGUUGAGUAAGUACAAAUAUCUAAAGAAUGGUCACUUUUGACUUGCUAUUCAUCACUAUCUCCUUGCUUUUAUCAUGAAUGUCACAAUUAUUUAUACUUGUACCGCCUGAAUAGUCAUUGUCCAUACAACUAAUAGUCUUCAUUUCAUUGCUUGUGUCAGUGCACUCAAAAUUGUUGAACAUCUUGUCAAACAAUUUGUACACCCAUUUUGAAAACCCUAUUUUUAAGGAGUUUCCAUGAAAAUCUCCAUAAAUUACUUUUCUCAGGUGAACCUUAUCUCACACUAAUGAAAAUUGGUGUGUGUUACUCUUACUUGCAACCAAUGAAAAGCCUCUUCUACCCAGUCACAGGUGAAUCGCGUUACAGUAUCCCCUACUCUACAAGUAUAUAUAUAUAAUGUAAACCAACAGACAGGAUUGGCAUGAGGUGCAUACUGAAUCUACAAAACUGCAGAACAUGGAACGUCAGCCUUGUGGAAGAGGGUGGAGGACGAGGACAAAACCGGGUAAGAAGAGGCCAACCACAUAGACACGUUCCUGACGAAAUCAGGGCAACACUUGUGGAUCAUGUGAUAAACCAUGGCCUCACAAUGGCCGAGGCUGGUCGAAGGGUGCAGCCAAAUGUUGGGAGAACUACUGUAAGUUCUAUUAUUCAGACAUUUCGUCGGGAAAACAGGACUGCCAGACAACCUAGAAGAGGUGGAAGAGGUCCACUUUUGACUCCGCAGCAAGAGGAAAGAAUUUGUGCAAUGGUGGCUGCAAACAACGCUUUGAGACUGAGAGAAAUGCAAAGAACUGUCGUAGAAGAUGACACCAUCUUCGGAAAUAUUCAGUCAAUAUCAGUUUCCACCAUAGACAGAGUCCUCAGACGGAAUGAAAUGUCCAUGAAGCAAGUGUACAAAGUACCAUUUGAACGGAACAGUGAUCGAGUGAAGGAGCUCCGUCACCAGUAUGUACAGCGUAUCCUGGAAUUGGAGGCCAGGGAACCCCUGCACACGUUUGUAUAUCUUGACGAAGCGGGAUUCAAUCUCGCAAAAGGCAGACGGCGUGGACGAAAUCACAUUGGAGAAAGAGCCACCAUUGAUGUCCCAGGCCAACGAGGAGGAAAUAUUACAAUGUGUGCCGCAAUCUCAGGAAAUGGCGUUCACACCCAUAUUCCUCGUAUUGGUGCAUACAAUACACAACACCUGUUGGCUUUUCUGGACGCUCUUUAUAGGGACCUAAUCCCACAAAAUGAAAGGGAUGAUCCUGGUGACAAUCGGACAAUGUAUGUAGUGGUUUGGGAUAAUGUUAGCUUCCAUCACUCUGCUGUAGUCAGGCAGUGGUUUGCAGCACACGACAGGAUGCUUAUGGAGUUUCUUCCUCCUUACACUCAUUCCUAAAUCCAAUUGAGGAGUUUUUCUCUUCCUGGAGGUGGAAGGUAUAUGACAGGCAUCCACAUACCCAAAUGACCCUGCUAGCAGCUAUGGAUGCAGCUUGUGAUGACAUCACAGCAGAGUCCUGCAGAGGGUGGAUUCGACACUCCAGAAGAUACUUUCCCCGAUGCAUUGAUAGAGCUGACAUUCGCUGUGAUGUUGAUGCAAAUAUGUGGGCAGACAGACGGGAGCGUCUAGAUAUCAAUGAUUGAUAUGCAGCAGUGUCUGUUUUUUCAGUUGUUGUUUUGUUUUUGUUUCAUAACUACUGCAGUAAGGUUUACUGUCUAAGUGAGUUUAUGUUUGCUGUAAAAUGUUUGAUUUACUGUAUUUCCCCAGUUGCACAAUGCUGUGCACAGUUUCAAUUGAAUAUUAUCAAGAGUGCAUAUGAAGUGUCUUGAGUUUCCUUUACAAUUUAUGGUUUUCAACAUGCCAUGCAUGCUGUCCAGACUUGACAUGUCAUUGGGAAGCACCUACAAAGAAAUCAGUCACAAUAAGAACAUGUUCAAACCAUUUGAUUUUGUGACCAAAGGUGCUGGUGUACUGACUUGUAAUUGUGACAGCCCAGACACUUUGAUAUAAGUACUGACUUUUGAUGAAUAUAUAAUCUGUUUUGAUUAAGGGACUUGCUUUGGAAGCAUUGACUACUUAUUUUGAGCAACUGACUUGCUUUUGAACAACUGACUUUUCUUUUUGAUGAAGUGACUCACUUUUGCAAGUUAUCCACCAUGUUUUGCAGUUUGCACUAAUUGUUUUGUGAAGAGCCUUAGUAGUGGUGCAGAGAUCAAUUCUGUUGUGAGAAAUGCACCAAAGCAACUGAGAAAAACUG